Molecule: messenger RNA, 716 nt
Organism: Lotus japonicus
Lineage: Eukaryota; Viridiplantae; Streptophyta; Magnoliopsida; Fabales; Fabaceae
Product: aquaporin NIP1-2-like
Exons: 4
Coding region: 1-432 (143 amino acids)
Biological process (GO): transmembrane transport
Cellular component (GO): membrane
Molecular function (GO): channel activity
Source: RefSeq, a predicted model, not a curated record
AUGUGCAGGGCUGAAGCUGCUGCUUCUUCUGAUGGGCAACCAGUAUUUGGGGAAAUUGAGGUUGACACGCUCAAGAAGAUUAUACCUUUGGGAAGCAACGAGGUGAUUUUGAAUGUGAACAAUGAAACCUCCAAAAAAUGUGAUAGCAUUGAGGAAGACUGUGUGCCACUUUUGCAGAAGUUGGUAGCAGAGGUGUUGGGCACAUAUUUCUUGAUAUUUGCAGGUUGUGCUUCGGUGGUGGUGAACCUUAAUAAUGAUAAGGUGGUGACACUUCCUGGGAUUGCAAUUGUUUGGGGACUUGCUGUUAUGGUUUUGGUUUACUCUAUUGGUCACAUCUCUGGUGCACAUUUUAAUCCAGCUGUUACUGUUGCUCAUGCUACCACCAAAAGUUUUCCCGUGAAGCAGGGGCAGAGGAAAAGAAUGAAGAGUUAAGUGCCGGUGGGGUAUCCAAGUUUGGGAAACGACAUGUAAAACCUGUUUAUGUCAUAAAAAAUUCAGUUGUAUACUAAAUGUGUUUCGAUUUAUCAUAUAGCAGUAAUCUGUUCUCAUGCUGUUUGAUCGCAGCAAUCUCAUAUGAAAUUGCCUCAAUGGCCAUGGAUUUUAAUAAUAAGGUUUUUCUCAUUCAGUAUGCACACUUGAUGACUCUACUCACUAUCAUUGUAUCAGUUUUUUCUAUCAAUUAGUGAGUGAUAUUAUAGAGAUUAACUAUUUCUCUA